Molecule: messenger RNA, 1329 nt
Organism: Knipowitschia caucasica
Lineage: Eukaryota; Metazoa; Chordata; Actinopteri; Gobiiformes; Gobiidae
Source: the annotation of a GenBank genome assembly
AUGUAUUUUGAUGUUUGGGGGUGUGUUUUAUGGGGGUUUUUGUUUUUUUUGUGGGGGAUUUUUGUUUGGGGGGGGGUUUUGUUGUGUGUGGGGUUGGUUGGGUUGGGUUUUGGGGUUUGGGUUAUUUUGUUUAGGGGGGGGGGGUUGUUGGAUGGGAAAGAAAGUUGGUAUGGGGGAUUGGGGGGGGGGGGGGGGGGGGGGGGGGGGGGGUUUGUUUUGGGGGGGUUUGUGGUUUGGGGGUGUUGGGGGUUUUUGUUUGUUUUGGGUUUUUUUGUUGGGUUGUUUGUGUGGGUUUUGGUUUGUUGUUUUGGUGGUUUUGUGGGGGGGGGGGUUUGUGUGGUGUUGUUGGGGUGGGGUGUUGUUGGUUUGGGUUGGGGGAUUGUUGGUUUUGGUUUGUUUUUGUGUUUUGGGUUGUUGUGGGGUGUUUUUAUGUUGUGUUGGUUGGUUGGGGUUGUGGUUGGUUGGGGGUUGAGUAUGGUUGGGAGGGUUUGUUUUUGUGUGUUUUGGGGGUUUGUUGUUGUGGGGGGUUUUUUUGUGUUUGUUUUUGUGGGUGGGGGGAUGUUGGUUGUUUAUUGUUUGGUUUUUUUUUUUGUGGGGUUUUUGUUUUUGUUGGGGUUGGGGGUGGGGUUUUUUGGGUGGGGGGGGGGUGGGUUUGGGUUGGGGUGUUUGUUGUGGGUUUUUUGUUGUUUGGGUUGUUUUGUGUUGAGUGUUGGUGUUAAGUUUUGGGGGGGGUGUGUUGUUGGUGUUUUGUUGGGUUGUUUUUAUUUUUUUUUUUUGUUUUUGUGGGUUUGGUUUUUAUGGUGUUUUGUGUUGGGGGGGGGGGGGGGGGGGGUUGGUGGUUUUGUUGUUUGGGGGGGGUAUUUGGUUGGUUGGUUUGUUGUGGGUUGGGGGGGGGGUGUAUAUUGGUGGGGUGUUGGGGGGGGUGAUAUUGUUGGUGUGGGGUUGGUUUUGGGGGGGUGUGGGUGUAGGGGUAUUUGUGGUGUUGUGUUUUUUGGUGUUGUUGGUGUGGGGGGGGUUGGGGGUUUAGGUGGUUUUGUUUGUUGUAGGGUUGGUGUUGUGGUGGUUGGGGUUGGGGGGGUGUUGAUUGGUUUUAUGUGGGGGGUGGGGGUGGUGUGGGUUUUUUUGUUGGUGGGGUUGGGGGUUUGGGGUUUUUUGUGUGGGGGGUUGUUUGUGUGGGUUGUAGGGGGAUUUGGGGGGGUUGGGGUGGUUUUGUUUUUUUUUGUGUUGUUGGGUGUUGUUUGGGUUGUGGGUUUUUGUGUUGGGGUUUGGGGUCGUUUGUUAUUGUUUGUUUAUGGUUGGAGUGUGGGUGUUGUGUUGGUGGGGGGUUGA